Messenger RNA from Lutzomyia longipalpis, 2349 nucleotides. It is a transcript of the gene dap, whose product is annotated as cyclin-dependent kinase inhibitor 1. The transcript has 3 exons. The coding region runs from base 656 to 1243 and encodes 195 amino acids. The record is from RefSeq and is a predicted model, not a curated record. Gene Ontology annotation, molecular function: cyclin-dependent protein serine/threonine kinase inhibitor activity. Gene Ontology annotation, cellular component: nucleus. Lineage: Eukaryota; Metazoa; Arthropoda; Insecta; Diptera; Psychodidae. Gene Ontology annotation, biological process: regulation of cell cycle.
UUUGGCCCAGUCGCCUGCAAACCGUUGAGAGUUGUGCGUCGUAUUUUCUGAACGACUUUUGCAUCUUCUUUUUGACGCCUUUUUCACCUGGAAAUUGCCAUCAAGACGUGCAUCCGCCUGUACUUUACGUGCCUGCUCUUACAAUAUCCUCUACAGACUUUGAGAAUUUCCACAAAAUCUGCUUGGAAAAAUCGCCUCCAUCGACUGACGUCACUUUUUGAUUAUUUUUUCAAAGCAGAAAAAAAAUUCAUCUAAUUUUCGUGGAAGUUUGUGGCAGGAAGUGCUGUGCUGGUAGUGGAAAAUCAUCCGUGGAGCCCAUUAAAGUGGCUUGUUUGUGAAAUUGCAUCCUUUUUGGGGGGUUUUCAAGUGAAAAAUUAUGAGUAAUUUUAUUGCAUUGGGAAUGAACAUAACCUCACAAUUUGCAUUGAGAGAUAAUCCGGAGAUUUUGGACAAUUGUGGGCAGUGAAUGUAAACAAGAGACGUUGCUGAGAUAAGGAAGUUGUGCUUUAGUGAUCCAAGGAGGUACUUUGUGUGAGAAAAUUCACCUGAAGAUUGUGGGGAAGUUUCUGUGAGAGGUGUUUGAGAAUUCAGCAGGGAAAGGGAAGCUGUGUGGAGUGAAAGUUAAAGACAAGAAGAGUGAAGGAAAGACAUCAGAAUGAAUGUACGUGUGUUGACACCGUCUGUGAUUAGGCCUCUGUCGAAGCUGCACUCCCCCAUGGGGCGACAUGUGCCUAAGAAGUCUGUCCUGGAGAGAAUUAAGAAGGAUCUCUUUGGUCCAGUAAAUCAGGAAGACACCAAAAUAUUUAUUCAAAAAGAGCUGACCAAGACUCAGGUGGAAGCCUCCAAGCGUUGGGGAUUUGAUUUCUCCCGCGGACAGCCACUGCAGGAGCACAGUCAGUUCAUCUGGAAGCGAGUCCCACCAACUGUGAUGCCAGAAAUGUAUACACUCAGCCGGGCGGCGCACUGCCGUGAAAUUCCCAGUGGAAUGGACAGUGAUGCAUCGGAUUCCGAGGAUGUGAGUCCGGAUCAGGAGCUAAUGAAUUCACGAGCUCACAAUGAGUACCGUCAGCAGGAGAUGACGCCCGCCAAUUCGAGUGCCAGGUGCCCAAGGAAGAGGCAGACUAAGAUCACAGAGUUCCUCAAGGAACGCAAGAGAUUGGCACCAACACCCACGAAGAAGAUCUCAGGUGCUUCCGGAGCGAGUUCAUCAAAGCGAAUGCGUCUCAAUCACUUUGCACCGUAAUAAAAUUCAUCGUGAAAUUAGAUUUAACGUAAGAAGAAGUAGAAAGAUAAAAAAAAUCUUCAUUUAACUUUUAAGAAGACAUAAAAAUAUUUCUCAUUAUAUUUUGUGACACCCUGUAUGGAUAAUGCCCCAAAAGGACUUUCCUUGUGGAAUUUAAGCAUUUUUUCUGAGAAAAAUAAUUCCAAAAGGAGAUUCUGUGGGCUAAAGCUUUUCAUAAAUCAACAUUAGUGAUAAAGAUUUCCAUGAAGGAGGCUUGAAUUACAAAUUUCCCCAUCAUUGUGCGAAUCCUCCUGAGCCAUUCAAUGCAAAUUUUCUUUCAUUUAUAUAUGCAGAGAAAAUGUAUAAUAGAAUUCCUAUAGGAAUGAAAUAAAAAAUUAUUUUUUAUUGUGAUUCCUUUGCAAUGGAAGGCUGAAAGUGGGAUUAACUUGAGAAAUGGGGAGUUCUGGGCCUUCUUUUGGGAAUUUCUUUUUCUUAAAAAUUUAAAUAACAAAUCAAUAUUGGAGAAGAAAAUUAUUUUCGUUAAUUUAACUUAAUCACAAAGUGAAAGAGAAGUCUGCAAUGCUAAGAAACAUAGUCCAACAUUGUGCAAUAGGCAUAAAAAUGUGAGAUUAUUUUAACGAAAAUGAUAAAAUUUAUUAGAUUUUAAGUGAUAAAAGUUUAAGAACUCGAAGAUUUUCUUUCAUACAAACAGUUUUUUAUGCCAUUUAAGAUACAUUUUCAUCAACAUUUUUUUUAAAGGAAUAAUUAAAUUAGGAAGAGAUUUUCUUGAAGAUUUUCCUUGCAAAGAUUUCUUCUUCCAGUACAGAGAGAAGAAGGAAUCCGCGCAAAAAGAAAUCUUGAUAAACUCUAAAAUUAUUCGUGAAUUUUCUUUUUUGAAAAAAAAACUCAUUUUCAUAUUUUUGCGUCAACUUUAUCGCGCGUGCCAUUUUGUAAAUAGAUGAUAAGGAAAAAUUUAAAAUGUAUAGACAAGACGCCUUCUUCGGACACAUAUGGACUCAAUUUGCGGUAUUUUGUGUAAGCGCUAUUAGAUUAAGGAAUAAAGUUUUCUUGUAAUUGUACAAAAAAUAUAUUUUGGAUUAAAAUUCAAUAAAAACAUAACUAAGAAA